AUGAGUUGGUCUACCAUCUUCUAUGUCUGGUCUGGCGUCACAGGUCUGUUGUUGCUGGGAGUGCUUGGUGUUGUGAUUCACGAUGUGAUCCUAUGGAAACGAAUGCCUCCAGGCCCUCAGCCGUUGCCCUUCAUCGGUAACAAAUUGGACGUUCCGGCAAAAUACCCAUGGAUUCAGUUCCAAGAAUGGUCGAGAAAGUACGGGCCGAUUUACACCUUGUGGUUUGGUCGUCGACCGACGGUGAUCAUUUCUGAUCCUAAUGUGGCCGUCGACUUGCUCGAGAAGCGCUCUCACAAGUACAGUUCGCGCCCUCGUUUCGUUGCCAUGGGAGAAAUCUUCUGGGACAUGAGCAGCAUCCUCGUGCAACCAUACGGCAAGGACUGGUCCGUCCGUCGGAAAGCCCUCCACAGUGUGCUCACCCAGAGGGCGCUUCAACACUACAAACCUGUCCAGGAAGCUGAAGCCGCACGUCUCUGUCAUCAACUUCUCGAGCAUCCAGAAGAUUUGGACAACCUUCUGAAUCGCUUCACAGCCUCAAUCGUGUUUACAAUCGCCUACGGGCACCGUAUCGACAGUAUGCAAUCGCCGAUCAUACGCCAACGCAUGAAGAUAAUGCACUGGAAUGCUGCUCUUAACGUUCCCGGUCGGUAUCUUGUCGAAUCAUUCCCUAUCCUAAAACAUGUUCCUGACGCAUUGGCGCCUUGGAAGCGAGAGAUCAAAUCCUGGGGCAAAGAAGAAGAGCAAGCUAAUGCGCAACUGCUCAAUUACGUCCGCGAGGAUAUUGAAAAUGCGAAGAAACCAGGUGCCCCACCCCUUCCCAACAGUCUGGCAAAGCAGCUUCUGGAGAACCGCGCUGCGGACCCCUCUGCAUUCGCUCUGCUGCGUGAGAGGGACUUUGCGAGUUUACCUGCGUCAGUAUUCGGCGCGGGAGCAGACACCACAGCAUCGACUCUUUCUUCCGCGAUCCUAGCGAUCAUAACCAACCAAGAAGUCCUCACGGCCGCACACGCCGAGCUCGACGCCGUGAUCGGCCCAGACCGCCUCCCGGGCUACAUGGAUGAACCCUCGCUUCCUUACAUCAAGGCCAUUUGCAAGGAAGCCCUUCGCUGGCGCCCCGUCGCAGUGCUGGGCGGCACUCCGCAUGCCAGCACCGAAGCAGACACAUACCAGGGCUACUACAUCCCCAAGGGCACGAACAUCCUCGGAAACAGCUGGGCCAUCAACCUCAACGAGCAAUACUACCCGAACCCAGACCACUUCAACCCGCUGCGCUUCCUGGACGUCGACGACCCCGCGUCGCUGGACUACCUGCCCAAGGACUACCUCGCGUCCACGCCUGUGGAGCGCGGCAUCUCGCAUCCUUCAAAACUGGGCCACUCCUCGUUCGGCUGGGGCCGCCGCAUCUGCCCCGGGGCGGACCUCGCGUCGAACAACCUGUACAUCGCCCUGGCACGGGUGCUGUGGUGCUUCGACAUCCGCCCGACCAAGGGCUGCGUCUACGACACGUACGACUACACGGACGGAUUCAACAUCCGCCCCAACGGGUAUAAAUGCGACAUCACCAUCCGGAGCGACCGACAUAGGCAAAUGCUGGAAAAGGACUAUCAAGAGGCGAGGGAUUACCUGGUGAGGAAUUUCCCCUUGUUCAAGGAGCAUGAGAUCGUCGUGUGA
This is a messenger RNA of Cladophialophora psammophila CBS 110553, 1671 nucleotides long. RefSeq lists its product as uncharacterized. The coding region runs from base 1 to 1671 and encodes 556 amino acids. NCBI's taxonomy places the organism in Eukaryota, Fungi, Ascomycota, Eurotiomycetes, Chaetothyriales, Herpotrichiellaceae. The transcript has a single exon. Gene Ontology annotation, molecular function: monooxygenase activity; iron ion binding; oxidoreductase activity, acting on paired donors, with incorporation or reduction of molecular oxygen. The record is from RefSeq and is a predicted model, not a curated record.